UGUUCGCGGAAGAAGCCAUGUUAAAGUUGUGUUUACAGAACCAGCGCGAGUCCGGGUCCAUCCCGGUCGGUCCGGGCCAGUUCUGAGUCUCCUGUCCGGGAAGAUGAGCUGCCGUCCGGACAUUUUCCGCGGGCGCCCGCAGGAGGACUUCCAGCUGAUCCAGCGCGUCGGCAGCGGGACAUACGGUGACGUCUACAAGGCGAGGAGUGUCACCACCGGAGAACUUGCUGCCAUGAAGCUCGUCAGACUGGAGCCAGGGGAGGACUUUGCGGUGGUGCAGCAGGAGAUCCUGAUGAUGAAGGACUGCAAACACUCCAACAUCGUGGCGUACUACGGCAGCUACCUCCACAGGGAGAAGUUGUGGAUCUGUAUGGAGUUCUGUGGAGGAGGAUCACUGCAGGACAUCUACCACAUAACCGGUCCGCUGACGGAGUCUCAGAUCGCCUACGUCCUGCGGGAAACUCUGCAGGGUCUGUUCUACCUGCACAGCAGAGGAAAGAUGCACAGAGACAUCAAGGGAGCGAACAUCCUGCUGACUGAUAACGGAUACGUCAAACUGGCGGACUUUGGCGUGUCGGCUCACAUCACCGCGACUGUUGCUAAGAGGAAAUCCUUCAUCGGGACUCCAUACUGGAUGGCGCCAGAGGUGGCGGCGGUGGAGAGGAAGGGUGGAUACAACCAGCUGUGUGACAUCUGGGCCGUCGGCAUCACCGCCAUCGAGCUGGCAGAGCUGCAGCCGCCCAUGUUUGACCUCCACCCCAUGAGAGCUUUGCUGCUGAUGACAAAGAGCAGCUUUCAGCCUCCCAGACUGAAAGACAAGGUGACGUGGACCGGAAACUUCCACCAGUUCGUAAAAAUCGCUCUGACCAAGAACCCGAAGAAACGACCUGCUGCUGACAAACUGCUGCAGCAUCCAUUCAUCUCUCAGCCUCUCAGUCGCACUCUGGUCAUCGAACUGCUGGAUAAAGUCAGUAACCCGGACCAGACGUCCUACCAGGACCACUUGGACGAUGACGAGACGGACGCAGAGGUCGUCUCUGUCCCUCAGAGGAUCCCGUCCGGAAACUCCAGAGAAGGAAAAACACUGUCGGAGAUCACCUUUGAUCAGAUGAAAUUUGACCCUCCACUGAGGAAAGAGACCGAAGCUCAUCAUGAAGAGUUUGACUCUGAUCGUUUCCUGGACUGUGAGGAGGAGCUGUACUACACCGCAAGAUCACACCUGGAGCUGCAGAUGGAGGAUGAAGAGGCUGCUGCAGGAUCAGGAUCCGUCCUCAGUGGGAACAGGGGUCAUGAGACUCACCUGGAUGGUGAGGCUGCAGGUGAGGAUGAAGAUGAGGCUGAGGAUGAUGACAGCUGUGUGGAAGUAGGGGAGGAAGGUGACCAGUUGGGAGUCUCUGAUGCCGCAGGUUGCCAUGACGACGACGGUGCAGUGCAUGUAAAAGAGUCAACGCUGCAGCCCAGCCCUCCUCCUCAAGCUCCUCCCCCUCAGGACGGACCCCCCCCUCCUGACGAUGGUCUCCAAGGAACCAUGAAGCAUCAUCCUCUGACUGACAGCCCCACCCGCCCCACCCGCCCCACUGCCCAGUGCCCCCCCAGACCUCCACCCCCCAAACACCCCCCCCAAAGACUCAGCAGCCUGGGCAGUGGUCCGUCCUCCUCUGUCCAUCAGCCUGUGGUGCCCCCUGCUGUCCACCGCAGUGAGGAGCAGAGAGACGCUGCAAAACUGGUCUCUAACGGACUCCCACCCACACCCAAAGUCCUUAUGGGAGCUUGUUUCUCGAAGAUUUUUAACGGCUGUCCUCUGAAGAUUCACUCUGCUGCCUCCUGGAUCAACCCCAACACCAGAGACCAGUAUCUGAUCUUCGGAGCUGAGGAGGGAAUUUACACUCUGAACCUGAACGAGCUGCACGAGAGCUGCAUGGAGCAGCUGUUUCCUCACAGGUGCACCUGGAUCUACGUGAUGAACAACACUCUGAUCUCCAUCUCAGGCAGAGCCUCUCAGCUGUACUGCCACAGUCUGGCCGGGCUGUUUGAACAGGCUCGGCACAAACAGAAGCUGCCGGUUUCCAUCCCGACUCGCCGCCUGCCGGACCGCAUCCUGCCCCGAAAAUUUUCCAUCUCCAAUAAGAUUCCCGACACUAAAGGCUGCCUGAAAUGCUGCGUCGUGAGGAACCCCCACACGGGCCACAAGUACCUGGGAGGAGCCUUCCAAUCAGGUGUGGUCCUGCUGGAGUGGAUAGAGCCGAUGCAGAAGUUCAUGCUGGUGAAGAACGUGGACUUCCAGCCACCGUGUCCUCUGGAGGUUUUGGAGCUGCUGGUUGUCCCGGAGCAGCCGUACCCUCUGAUCUGCAUUGGCAUCAGCAAAGGAACCAAACCGAACCAACCCAUCAGCUUCCAGACCCUCGACCCCAACUCCUCGUGCCUCGCUCCCCCUGACUCAGUAAACCCUCAGAGUUGUGUGAUCCAUGUCUCUCAGCUGGAGAAAGACACCGUCCUGGUCUGUCUGGACCGUUGUAUAAAGAUUGUGAAUCUCCAGGGGAAGCUGAAGUCCAGCAGGAGGCUGUCAGCCGAGCUCACCUUCAACUUUCAGAUUGAGUCAAUCGUGUGUUUGCAGGACAGUGUUUUGGCCUUCUGGAGACACGGCAUGCAGGGGCGGAGCUUCAGAUCUAAUGAGAUCACUCAGGAGAUCAGCGACACGAGCAGGAUGUUCCGCCUGCUGGGGUCUGACAGGGUGGUGGUUCUGGAGAGCAGAGCAACAGAUAAUCCAACUGAAUACAGUAACUUGUACAUCCUCGCUGGACACGAGAACAGCUACUGAGACCAGAACCAGAAAGAGACCAGGACCAAACCAGGACCAAACCAGGACCAAACCAGGACCAGGCCAGGACCAGGCCAGGACUACUAGGAUCAAACCAUUUUACACCAGGACCAAAACAUUUCAAACUAGUGUCACUCCAGUUUGUGAGAACUGAGGCUGAUGGCAGAGUAAGAAAGUGUAAACAGAUUUUAAAUUGGAGUUUGUGUCUGAUGGACGUCAGGACAGUUCUCAUGCUGUUCUUCAGUUCACCACCAGGAGGCAGAAGUGGAGUCUGUCAGGGAGAUUUGAGCAGCUCCCGUCUUCUCUGUUUCACACUCAGAGGCCUCAGAGACGUUUGAUAGUGUUCAUACGUUUAUCGUCUCCGCUCGUCUCCGAGCUGUAACGGUACAAAGAAAGUUUGUGACAAUGAAAGUUUUAGUAAAUGAAUUCACUUCCUGUUUGUUGUUUCUGUCGUCACAGAACCUGCUUUACAUUUAUUCAGUCUCUUAUUAGAUGAUGUGUAAAUACUGUAAAAUAAAAAGUCUUUUUUUACACUGA
Molecule: messenger RNA, 3355 nt
Organism: Toxotes jaculatrix (banded archerfish)
Lineage: Eukaryota; Metazoa; Chordata; Actinopteri; Toxotidae
Product: mitogen-activated protein kinase kinase kinase kinase 3-like
Exons: 33
Coding region: 104-2818 (904 amino acids)
Biological process (GO): protein phosphorylation
Molecular function (GO): ATP binding; MAP kinase kinase kinase kinase activity
Source: RefSeq, a predicted model, not a curated record